Messenger RNA from Gossypium arboreum, 3338 nucleotides. RefSeq names its product MAR-binding filament-like protein 1-1. Bases 1177 to 3129 code for a protein of 650 amino acids. Lineage: Eukaryota; Viridiplantae; Streptophyta; Magnoliopsida; Malvales; Malvaceae. The transcript is spliced from 4 exons. Gene Ontology annotation, molecular function: chromatin binding. Gene Ontology annotation, biological process: mitotic chromosome condensation. Gene Ontology annotation, cellular component: condensin complex; chromatin; condensed chromosome. The record is from RefSeq and is a predicted model, not a curated record.
UUUAAUUAAACCAUGUCUAGAAGUUGUACUUGAAUGAGUAGGCAAUGCUUUAGUUGGAGCAAUGUUCUUUUGAAUUUUAUGGUUUUAUUGUUUUCACAUCUUAUAGAUUGGUUCACGCAUAUCCUGAGUUCUAGUUAAGAUGAACUAGCUUUUGUUAUGGAUGCAGAGAAAUUAGAUAAAAGUGGAUAUAAUUUCCUAAUCGAUUUUGUCUUGUCAUAUCUUAUCCAUAUCCUUAUACACCCAUGCAAACGUUACUUCUAUGUUUUUUUCCCUGAUAUACGUGUCAGAUUAUCACCCUUUAGUCAUUUUUGCUACAUCAAUUUGAUUUGGAUGCAUUGAGAGCACAGAUAUCUAAUGUUUUUGCUCACAGGAGUGAUGUUCUACUGUAAUUUGUGUACUUAAAUAUAUUCCUUUUGGACUUUUUUGGGUAAAUAAUAUUGGUUUCUUGAAGAAAAUUGUAGCAAGGUUCUGCUGAUGGUUGUUCUGCACUUUGAAGUGAUGUUCAAACAUAGCAGUUAACGGGCCUGAACCUGAUGUCAAUUUAGGCACUCAACUUUAGCAUCAUACUUAAAUGGGUUCUAUUUUGCCAUCAGGACUUCUCUUUGUUAACUUUGUAAUGCUGUUUGGUAUUUUUCUAAUUUUAUACGGACAUGUGUUGUGGUAGAAAAAGAAAUAAUACAUGUUGAGAGAUUGCUAUAUAUGUAUUUUGGUUUCAGCAAUCUAUCUCUGAUAAGGUAAGCUUCUUUAAGGUUCAAAGUAUAAAAGUGAUGGAUGAGCUAGAUGAACUUACCAUUAUAUUAUUAGUGUUAGAAAUAGAUGAUUAGAUGGACGAAUCUUCCAUGAUAAGUGCAAGAGAUUGCUUAGCGGAGAAAAGUAGAAGUAGAUAAGAAGGAAUACUGGAGCUGCAAAUGGCAGUUGCUUGUGGGGAAGCUCUGGCACUAAUUGCCUUUAUUUUGAUUUCUUUUCUUUUUGCCCUUAUUGUGUUAAGAAUUCUGUUUUGGCUUUUAUUACUAUGAAAUAAUUGAGUUAAAUAUUAAAUUGGUCCAUCCCCUUCCAGGGAAAAAAGGGAAACAUUCCUCCGAGUGGUAGUGGAACAACUUUUAGGACUGUUUUGUUAGUAAAAGUUCAAUGGUCCAUGAAAUUAGUAAGAGGUGACCUGAUUGAGAAUUUAGUAAAAUGCUGAGUGGUUUAUUUUGGUAUUUGAACAAGUCACCUUUCAUGGAGAAGAAAUCAGAAAGUGAGCUAAACAAGCCAGAGGAAAACCAAAAAGCAGAGGAAGAACGGGGAGGUUCGACAUCAAAUCCCUUUCUAUCUUUUCUGAAUGGUCUUGGGAUAUUUGGAGUCAGUGUGCUUGGUCCGCUCUAUGCUUUGCUUCAGAAGGAGAAGAAAGAAACUGAUCAAGCCUUAGAGUCAAUAAAGAUCAAAUUGAAAGAAAAAGAAGCUGCAAUUGUCUCAAUGGAGAAAGACUUUGAAUCAAAACUGCUAAAUGAACGCGAAGAACGAACCAAGCAACUUAAAGAGGCAAAGGAAGAAAAGCUGUCUAUAAUGGAUCAACUAAAUUCAGCUAACAAUACAAUUGCAGGCUUAGGGCAGGAACUUAAAAAUGAGAAGAGGUUAAUUGAGAACCUUAAAGUUCAAAUUGACAGUCUUCAAAGCAACCUCUUGAAGGCCGGGGAAGAAAAAAGAUCUCUUGAACAAGAAUUGAAGGAAAAGCUUGAUUUAGUGGGCGUCUUGCAAGAAAAAGUAAACUUGCUCCGUUCAGAACUCAAAGAUAAGGAAGGUAACAUUCAAAAGCUCAGCUCAUCCAUUGAUGAAAAGGAAUCAGAGUUAAAGAACGUAAACACUGCUUAUGAGAAAACUAAGGAAGAACUUAGGAAAGCAAAUUCAGAGAUUGAAGGUUUGAAAGAAGAAUUACUGAGAAAUCAAAGUGAACUUGAGUCGAAAAAUGCUGCGGUGGAUGAAUUAAAUGCAAGGAUAAGUUCUUUAACAGUUGAAAGAGAUAAUUCUAGGCAGGAAUUUGGUGCUCUUCAAGAGGAUUAUAAUAAUCUCAAAGUGUCUUCUGAAAAUAAGGCGGCAGCAGAUGCUAAGCUUUUGGGGGAAAGAGAAAAAGAAAUUCACUUGCUAAAGGACCAACUCAAGCUUGCUGUAAAUGAUGCAAGUAAAAAUAAAGCAAUUGUUGUGGAUUUGGAGAAGGAAAGAGAGAACCUGAAGAAAGCACUGGAAGUGGAAUUGGAAAAUUUAAAGAAGCUGAAAGAAGAACUCCUAGUUGCUGAGGAAACUCUUGCAAAGUCCAAAAGUGAGGCUUCUGAUCUGUUCAAGCAACUUAAGAACUCACAAACACAAUGUAAAGAGCUUGAGUCAGAGGUUUCAAGGGUUAGGGCUGAGUUUGAUGAAACUAAACUAAGACUGCAAGGCAGCCUUGAUGAGGCAGAGCAAAGUGGCAAAGUUCUUGCCAAUGAGCUUGCAGCUGCGAAAGAGCUUCUGAACAAAACCAGGGAGGAGGUGCAGACAUUUUCUCAUGAGCUGGCAUCUAUGACAGAAAAUCGUGACAGCCUUCAGAGGGAAUUGGUAGAUGUCUAUAAAAAGGCAGAAACUACAGCUGAUGAUUUGAAAGAAGAGAAAGCGAUUGUUUCUUCCUUAAAGAAAGAAGUACAGGCUUUGGAGAAGCAGAUUUCGAAGGACAAGGAAGCAAGAAAAUCACUUGAAAAGGACCUGGAAGAGGCUACCAAGUCACUUGAUGAGGUGAACCAAAAUAUACUGAAACUUUCUAAAGAUCUUGAAAGCGCUAAUGCUAAAAUAUCUAGUCUCGAGGAUGAGAAAACGGUGCUGUAUAAAACACUUACAGAGCAGAAGAAUGCAGCUAAAGAAGCCCGAGAAAACAUGGAAGAUGCCCACAACCUUGUCAUGUCACUUGGCAAAGAAAGGGAGAGUUUGGAAAAGCAAGCGAAGAAACUCGAGGAAGAAUUGUCAUCCGCCAAGGGUGAAAUACUACGGUUGAGGAGUGAAAUAAAUACAUCCAAAGUUGCUGUAAACAAUGAGCUUGGACAGGAAAGUGACAAUGAAGGUGAAGCAAAAGUGACAGUCAGUUCAAGGAAAACUACCAGAAGGAGAAAAAGUAGCUCACAAUGAGGUUCACAAGUAACCAUCCUGAAUUAUAAUAUUUUAUUAUCCUGGAUUUGAUUGUUGCUUGUCAAUUUUUGGCAAUAUCAUUGUAUUGUUGUUACAUAAAUCUGACAUCGAGAAUGGUAAUUAAGGAAUUGGCUUAUAUGUAUGUAAAGAUCCACUGUAUGCUAUUUAAGGAAUUAUUUAGCAAUACCAUUGUAUCAUUGUUAUAUAAA